Ambispora leptoticha is the source of this 203-nucleotide messenger RNA. The record is from the annotation of a GenBank genome assembly. Lineage: Eukaryota; Fungi; Glomeromycota; Glomeromycetes; Archaeosporales; Ambisporaceae.
UAGUAAUUUGGCUAAAUGGGAUUUACGAUUUAGCUAGAAUCCAUGGUGAAAUUUUCGAAAUCUGGGUCGGUCUACAACGUCAGAUAGUACUAAGAAGUUUGGAAGCAUGGGAAACUGAUACCGGGAUUACAUUUAAUCAAGUUGGCGAUUUAAUCGAAGUAUUUGAACGAAUCCUUCGUAUCUUCAUGGAACAUUUGAAAUGA